Messenger RNA from Rhineura floridana, 6627 nucleotides. It is a transcript of the gene PRDM2, whose product is annotated as PR/SET domain 2. The transcript is spliced from 9 exons. Gene Ontology annotation, biological process: regulation of transcription by RNA polymerase II. Gene Ontology annotation, molecular function: histone methyltransferase activity; RNA polymerase II transcription regulatory region sequence-specific DNA binding; DNA-binding transcription factor activity, RNA polymerase II-specific. The record is from RefSeq and is a predicted model, not a curated record. NCBI's taxonomy places the organism in Eukaryota, Metazoa, Chordata, Lepidosauria, Squamata, Rhineuridae. Bases 208 to 5295 code for a protein of 1695 amino acids. Gene Ontology annotation, cellular component: nucleus.
CAUCCCGCUCCGCUCCCGGCCCCGCGUCGUCGUCGUCCCCGUCGCGGCCGCCGUCACUUCCGAGGCCGGAGACAAAAUGGCGUCCGGAGGGGCCCGCCGGGGCCUGCGGGGCGGCUCGGGCUGAGCCCACCCGGCUCUGGGAGGCGAGGCGGCGGCGGCGGCGGCGAGCGCGCAGGGUUCAUGUAAUCACAGGAGUUUCUUUGUUGUAUGUGUCUUUUCAGAACGCAACCGGAUUUCAGAAUGAAUCAGAACUCAAUAGAGCCUGCAGUAUCAGUUGAGACUCUGGCUGACGUACCUGCGCAUGUGCUUAAAGGACUUCCUGAGGAAGUGAGGCUUCUUCCUUCUGCUGUUGACAAGACACGGCUUGGUGUCUGGGCAACGAAGCCAAUUUUCAGAGGCAGAAAGUUUGGACCGUUUGCUGGGGACAAGAAGAAAAGAUCUCAAGUUAAAAGCAAUGUGUACAUGUGGGAGGUCUAUUACCCAAACUUGGGAUGGAUGUGUGUUGAUGCCACGGAUCCGGAGAAGGGGAACUGGCUGCGUUAUGUGAACUGGGCUCGUUCAGGAAAGGAGCAGAACCUCUUCCCUUUGGAGAUCAACAGAACCAUUUACUACAAAACCUUAAAGCCAAUUGAGCCAGGCGAGGAGCUCUUGGUGUGGUACAAUGGGGAAGAUAACCCGGAGAUAGCAGCUGCUAUCGAAGAAGAGAGAAUCAGCAAUCGAAGCAAGAGGAACUCUCCAAAAGCCAAGAAAGGGAAGAAAAAAUCCCAGGAGGCUAAAAACAAAGGAAAGAAAGCAAUAGAUAAAAAGCAGAAGACUGUUUUGGAUUUAGCUUCUGACGAUAUGAGGGAGCCUAAGGAAGGUAAGACAGGCCAUAAACAGGAGGACGAAACGCCCUCUGUUUCAGCGGUGCUGUCACUGGAACAGACAGCUGUGAUCCAGGAGAUGGUAGAUCAAGACGCGCUUCCAAACUUGGUCACCCCCAGUCCGACCAGUGGGCCCCAUUCAAUGCCCGAAGACAAAUCGGAAGCAAUAACGUGUGAAACAAACGUGGAGGAGGAGGAGCCAGAGGAGGAGCCUGAGGAAGAUGGGGAAGAGCCUGAGGAGGAUACAGGGGAGGAAGAAGAGGAGGAGGAAGAGGAGGAACCCGAGGAAGAAGAGGAAGACGCUAGCUUACCUAAAGGAAGUCCUGACAUGGAACCGAUGUCCAUGUGUGAAUACAAGCUGGAGUCCGUGGAAGAGCAGAGCAGCAUAUCUGAAGACUCUCCAGAAAGCUCCCCCAAGAAAAAGCCUGUGGUUAAAUUUCCCAGAGUGAGAGACGAAUCCAAUGGCAACAUCCAAGGUACGUUCAUGUUUCCGUGUCAACAUUGCGAAAGGAAAUUUACCACAAAGCAGGGACUUGAACGCCACAUGCAUAUCCACAUUUCAGCGAUCAGUCAUGCGUUCAAAUGCCGCUACUGUGGCAAAGCCUUCGGCACACAGAUUAACCGGCGGAGGCAUGAGCGGCGCCACGAGGCCGGACCCAAAAGGAAACCGUUCCCAUUGCUGUCUUCAGCCCAGCCAUCUGAAGGUAGCGCCAAGAGCCAAGGCGUUACCGAAGACGGUAUUAAAGAGGAAACAAACUCCAGGCAAGACUUCAUAGCCACGGAGACUGAGAAAGUUUCUCUCGAAACGCCAAGUCCUGUUCUCUUUGAAGACAGCAAGGAACCCAAGGAACUGCAUCCAUGCAAAUAUUGCAGGAAGGUUUUUGGCACCCACACCAAUAUGCGCAGGCACCAGCGGAGGGUCCACGAGCGUCAUCUCAUCCCCAAAGGUGUCAGGAGGAAACCGGAGGAGCCCCAGCUUCCAGCAGAGAAAACCCAGCAAGCCCAAAAUGUGUACGCAGCGAGCACAGACCUCGAAGAGGAGGGCGAGGCUGAUGAUGUGUACAUUAUGGACGUUUCCAGUAACAUAUCUGAAAACCUCAAUUACUACAUUGAUGGUAAGAUUCAGUCGAACAGUACCACAAGCAACUGCGAUGUGAUUGAGGUGGAAUCCAGCUCGACAGAACUCUAUGGAAUAAACUGUUUACUUAGUCCUGUGACGGUGGAAAUAUCUCCAAAUUUAAAGGCUACACCAGUGCACCUAAUGGAGGUAUCUAAGGAGUCGCCAGUCAGUGGAAACGCUGAACCCAAAAAGAGAAGGACUACAAGUCCUCCUCUCCUGCCUAAGAUAAAAACCGAAAUGGAUCCGGAGCCGAUCACAUCAUUGUGCUCCUUGACUAUCCCUCUUACUAUAUCGGCAGCUGAGAGCUUGCCUUUCCCCAAAGAGAAAAGUAUUUAUUUAUCAUCAAAACUGAAACAACUUCUCCAGACGCAGGAUGGGAACAAAGUAGCACCAUCUCCCCCAUUAUCAUCAUCUGAAAUCCCCAAACUGGGACUCCCAGCCUCAUCUUCGCCCCUUCUCCCCACAGCCUCCAGCAGGUUCAAAAGGAGGACCAGUUCCCCUCCUAGUUCACCCCAGCACAGUCCGGCCCUUCGAGACUUCAGCAAAGCAGGUGAGGGGAAAUCUGUUUGGAAAGAUGCUGUUUUAGGCUCGAAAAUCCCCAAGUUAGAGAGUCAUAAUAAUUCACCUGCGUGGAGCUUAUCUGGGAGAGAAGAAAAAGACAGUGUCAGCCCUCUUUGUUUAGAAGAGUAUAAAGCAUCAAAGGACUGGACGCCAAGUCCUCCGUUUGGUAAUGUGUGUAACCAGCAGCCUUUGGACUUAUCCAGUAGCAUGAAGCAAAGGUCAAACUGCAAGCAUAGGACUCAGGCUCCCUGGGAGUCGGUGUUAGAUCUCAGUGUCCAUAAAAAGCCUUGCAGUGACACCGAAGCCAAGGAGAAUAACUUGGCACCACCAGCGUGCAGCGGUGUCAAGAAGAAGCCAACUACAUCCAUGUUGCAGAAAGUUUUGUUGAACGAAUAUAAUGGGACUGAUUUGUCAUCUGAAAACCCUGCAGCUGAAGUGAAUCCAAACCUCGGUUUGUGCAAAGUAGCAGAAGAGCAUCCAGACCCGGAGUCCAGUGCUGGCCUCCUUGUACCGGUGGUCGAAUCGGGUUCCCCGAUCCCCUCUGCUCAGAUGCCUGUACUUCCAACAUCUACUGCAUCUUCAAGUCAGAUUCCACCUCUCCUGACUCCAACAAGCUCUCCUUCUCCACCACCCUGCCCGCCUAUGUUAAAGGUUCCCACACCACCACCCCCUCUCCUUCCUACUGUUCCCUCCCCACUUCCAGAAGAGCCUAUGAGUGUCACUCCAAGUUCGUGCCCUUCUCCCUUAUCAAAUACCACUGCUCAAUCCCCCCUUCCAAUCCUUUCUCCUACAGUCUCGGCAUCACCCGUCCCUUCAGUAGAACCUCUUAGUUGUGCUUCACCUGGGCCUCCCAACCUCUCUUCUUCUUCUUCUUCUUCCUCCUCCUCCUUUUCCUCCUCCUCCUCUUCGCCAUUGUCAUCCUCCUCUCCUUCUCCUCCUCCUCUUUCAGUGGUCUCUUCAGUUCUUUCCCCUGGCGAUAACCUAGAAAACUCUGUCCCUAUUAUGUCUUUUAAGCAAGAGGAGGUGGAGAAUGAGUGUCAAAAGCUAAGGGAAGACCCACACAGGUCAAGCGAAGCAGAUAUCAUUCAGGAAACGUUUAACAAGAGUUUUGUGUGCAAUGUCUGCGAGUCACCUUUUCUGUCCAUUAAAGAUCUUACCAAACAUUUGUCUGUUCAUGCCGAAGAGUGGCCCUUCAAAUGUGAAUUCUGUGUCCAGCUCUUUAGAGAGAAAACAGAUUUGUCAGAACAUCGCUUUUUGCUCCACGGCGUCGGGAAUAUCUUUGUGUGCUCCAUCUGCAAAAAAGAAUUUGCUUUUCUAUGCAAUUUGCAGCAGCACCAGCGGGAUCUUCACCCUGAUAAAGAAUGCACACACCACGAGUUUGAAAGUGGGACUCUCCGACCGCAGAACUUCACAGAUCCCAGUAAGGCAAAGACCAAACACAUGCAGAUUCUGCCCGAAGAUUCCUCUGGACCUUCUAAAGAGGAAGAGGAAGAUGAGGAGCUGAACGAUUCCUCUGAAGAACUUUAUACAACUAUCAAAAUAAUGGCUUCUGGAGUCAAGUCAAAAGAUCCAGAUGUCCGGAUGGGUCUCAAUCAGCACUACCCAAGUUUUAAACCCCCUCCAUUCCAGUAUCACCACCGCAAUCCUAACGGGAUUGGAGUCACUGCCACAAAUUUCACGACUCAUAAUAUUCCGCAGACCUUCACCACUGCCAUCCGCUGCACCAAGUGUGGGAAAAGUGUAGACAACAUGCCUGAAUUGCACAAACACAUUCUGGCUUGUGCUUCUGCCAGUGACAAGAAACGGUAUACCCCAAAAAAGAACCCCGUGCCGUUAAAACAGACCGUUCGGCCUAAAAAUGGUGUUGCCCUCCCAAGCCCGGCGAGCAAUGCGUUCAGACGUGUAGGCCAGCCCAAGAGACUCAGUUUCAGCAUUGAGGUAGGCCGAAUGUCUUCUAACAAACUCAAAAUCAGUGCGUUGAAGAAGAAAAACCAACUUGUCCAGAAAGCCAUUUUGCAAAAGAAGAGAUCUCAGCAGAAGGCAGAGUUGAGGAACAGCACAGCAGAGUCCAGCACUCACAUCUGUCCUUACUGCAACCGGGAAUUCACAUACAUUGGGAGCUUGAACAAGCAUGCUUCUUACAGCUGUCCCCAAAAGCCCAUUUCCCCUUCCUCUAAGAAGAAGUCUAAAAAGAGAAGCAUGACAUCUACCAGCAGCGAUAAAACUAGCAACCAGCGCCGGCGGACAGCAGACGCUGAGAUCAAAAUGCAAAGCACACAGACUCAUCUAGGCAAGACCCGAGCUCGCAGCUCAGGACCCAUGCCGCUUCAGCUUCCAUCCGCAUCCUUCAAAUUGAAACAAAAUGUCAAAUUCAUACAGCCUGUUAGAUCCAAAAAGCCAAGCGGCCAGUUGGCCACGAGGAACACCAGCCCUCUAAGGAUGUCCAGAAUGAUCCCAGUGGAGGGCAAAAGAGCAAAAGGGGCGGUAACCAAAAACAGUUCCUAUGGCCUCUCGAGCAAAGCAUCCCGCAAGCUACACGUCAGGAUACAAAGGAGCAAAGUGGCCUUGGCCAGCAAGUCGACUGUGACAAAUAAAAAAAAGGUGGACAGAUUCAGCCUGAAGUCGAGAGAGAGAGUUGGCGGCCCCGUCACCCGGAGCGUGCAGCAGGCGACCAGCACUGACGUGGCAGAGAACAAGAGAGAAGAAACAAGCGCACGGCAGGAGCCAAAAGAUUUCAGGAACCUCCUGUAACGAAAGGAAACAGACAAAAAAUAAUAUCUCCGAUAUUUGUAAAUGAAAUUUCCUAACUGAUGAGCUUGAGCUGUUGGAUGCUCAGCUUGGAGAAGACGAGCACGGAGGCCCCGAUCGUCCAAGCUUGAAAGGUUCAGCCCGAGUCGACUUCACCCCCAAAGGCUUGCCAAUGUGCUCACAUGCCGGGGAUGAAGAUUGGCAUGCAGCAGCCAAACUAAGGGAAUGAUUGGCUGCAAAAAGAAAAAAGCAGGCAGGGUACAUGGUUGUUCCUUGUCUCCCCCUCUCUAAAACUACCCCAUUUUUAUUUUUAAAGGACAUGGUUCGAACUACGCUGGAGCGAGCCCUGCCACGGAAUCCAUAGCUCAUUCUUCUACUUUGCUUUCUUACCUGAUGAAAAGCAUGGGGGGAGGGGGAUCCGAGGAGACAAAUAAGAGAUGGUGCCACCAAAACAUAUUCAAAGCCACGUCCUCAUCAGAAGCUCCCCGUAUAUUCAGGGAUGACAACACGUUUAACUGCACUCAAAUUUUUAUUUGUAUUUUUUUUUUUUUUGCUUGCACGUCGAGUCUCUCUAUGCCUUUGUUUUUAUAUCAGCCAGUAUGAAAAGACUCUGCAAUGGGGAGAACUGAGAGUCCCUGUCGCUCUUCCCCCUCACAGCACCUGCACUCACUUCCCAGACUUUUAUUAUUAUUAUUAUUAAUUUGUUUUGAACGGGUGGGAGGGCAGCCCGGAUGUCGCCAUUGCUUUCCAUGAUCAUCUUCUUUGUGCAUGGGAGAGGGGGCUGUUGGAGGGGAAGGAGGAAGAUUUGCCUGUCAACCUUACUGGCAUCCGUAUCUGAAAUCUUAUCCUUUGGGAUGUCACCCACACUUUAUUGUGACUGGCUUGUUUGCUAUAUAAGACUGUAUAGCACAACGGAAUACACAACUGUUAAUUGGCAUCUGCAUCAAAUAGCAAGAGCUACAAUUUUUUCCUAGUUGUAAAGCAAGAUGAGGAUUAUUAUUUUCCUGGAAAUAAUAUGUUUGUUUUGUUCUUUUUCCACACACCUUGGGGGUGGGUGGGGGGGGAAGUUGUUAGUUUUCUUUAUGCACCCAUUUAAAAAAAACCUUAUUUGUUCUUCACUUAAAAAGUAAUCUACCUCUUAAAAUUUGUAGUUUUAAUAUUGUUUGGUGAAUUUGUGCCACUUUAACACUUUCUCUUUCACUAUCAUUCCCUUUUUUCCUUUUUUUUUCUUUUUGUUUCAUUACAUUUUUUCCCGGUUUAUGGGGACUUCUACGUCGAACUAUUGUAUAAAGCAUUUGUAGCAAGUUUGGAAAAAAAAUAAAAUAUUUAAAAUUA